Molecule: messenger RNA, 1667 nt
Organism: Asterias rubens (European starfish)
Lineage: Eukaryota; Metazoa; Echinodermata; Asteroidea; Forcipulatida; Asteriidae
Product: monocarboxylate transporter 12-like
Exons: 4
Coding region: 5-1417 (470 amino acids)
Biological process (GO): transmembrane transport
Molecular function (GO): monocarboxylic acid transmembrane transporter activity
Source: RefSeq, a predicted model, not a curated record
UUUGAUGUUGUUGUUGUUGUUGUUGUUGUUUGGCAAGUGUUUUAAUAGCGCCGGGACUGACAAAAUGGGAGGCAUUCUGCACAGUGUUUUGAAUUGGCUUGGUAAAACCUAUAGAGAUGGCGGCUCUACUGGGUGGUUUGCAGCACUUGGUUUAUUUUCAACAUGGGUGGUGUGGAUGAGUUUAUUAAAGGGUCUUGCCGUGAUGCUACAAACCCUACAUGAACAAUUCGACGUGUCAACCUGGGUGGUUGGUUGGACGAUUGCUAUAAUAGACGCCGGUAUAGAGUUUUCAGCUAUACUAGCUUCUCCACUGCGAGAGAAAUUUGGGGCGAAAGCUGUGGUCACUGUGAGUGGCGUACUCGUCGGUGGGUCACUGAUAGCAUCUUCAUUUGCAUCCAGUUUAUAUCAGAUAGGGAUCCUCCUCACUCUCUUUUGUGGGCCAGCAAUUGGUGUCUCAACUGUAGUGACAAAAGACGUGAUUGGUCGUUCUUUCAGUGAAUUUUAUAUAUUGGCAUUUAGUAUAGGAGGUAUCGGGGGCUCUCUUGUCUUCUUUACAACUGUUCCUUUGACGCAAUUCUUCUUGGACGUCUACGGUUGGAGGGGAACCAUGCUGCUACUCGGUGGGAUUCUGUCCCAUCUUGCUGUCUGUGGAGCUUUGAUGAAAGAACCUGCCGCAAUAAAAAAGAUAAAUAAUAAAGAUGAAUAUCAAACAGUAACUGUAGACGAAGAACAAAGGGAUAUCAGUGACAGAGAACCAGCAUCAAACAGUCGUUGUCGAUCUUGUCUAAACAGUGUUUCCACAUUCAUCAGUAAGAAUUUCCAGACUAGUUUACUCUCCUCAACAUCCUUCUGGGUUAUGGUCUUCAUGCUGAACAUAUGGAUGAUGAUGUACACAUCUUGGUUUAUAUACUUUGUACCAUACGUCAUUGUGUCUAAGGGGUUUUCCCAAACUGACGCAUCCGUUUUCUUGGUGUGCUAUGGAAGCGGCAGAAUUCUUGGCCAUGCAACUCUAAGUGCGUUGGUCAAACAAUUUCACGUUAUUGGCAACAAAGGUUGGUUAGGAAUUGGACUAUUGAUUUUGUCUGUGUAUUAUGCCCUUGAUCCAUGGCUGAUAUCAUAUUGGCCAACUUGUGUAGGAACUUUCAUCUUUGGAUACUCGUUUUCCAUUCCAGUGAUACAAUUUGACAUCGUAAUUAUAGAAAUAUUUGGUGCAAAUCAGUUGGGACUCGUUCUUGGAUGGAAUGGACUCAUCGCUGGUGUGUCGAGGAUAUUAUCCUUGUAUUUUCCAGGGUUGAUCUACGAUAUACUUGGUAGCUAUACCUGGGCUUUCACUCUAAUGGGAAGUGUCCAUUCUCUCACUGUGGUGGCUCUACUCGCUCUAGUUUGGCUGCAAAGACGCCGUCCAUCCAGACCCUGAUGGAAGGUUUCUGCUUCUGCUUACACACCCGUAAGGGUUAUAGUCACGCAGAGUGUUGGCAGCGUUGAAUGCAAAUUAGUUAGCUUGUGAAUGGGUGGGCACGGGUUUGGAUGUUCUUGAUGUUAAGUUUAGCCGUGAUAGCUUUGAAUUUGUCCAGGGUCGUGACUUUCUUAGGUCGCGUUCGUUUAGCUUCCCUGGGUCUUCUCCGCGGUGCUCACUCGGGUGAGCCCCUGACAUGUACAACAGCUAA